Vollenhovia emeryi is the source of this 2878-nucleotide messenger RNA. RefSeq names its product JNK1/MAPK8-associated membrane protein. The transcript has 5 exons. The coding region runs from base 1145 to 2050 and encodes 301 amino acids. The record is from RefSeq and is a predicted model, not a curated record. Gene Ontology annotation, biological process: response to unfolded protein. Gene Ontology annotation, cellular component: membrane. Lineage: Eukaryota; Metazoa; Arthropoda; Insecta; Hymenoptera; Formicidae. Gene Ontology annotation, molecular function: ubiquitin protein ligase binding.
UUAAAAUUAAGCGACGUUGGUGAAACCGGGCCUUAGAAAUAGACAAGCAUGAAUUAAACCAAUUGGUACAAGAUUAAAUAAGUUAAGCGACGCCCGGUGAAAUUGCUUAACUUCGAGCCUAUGUUUGAUUCGUUCUUUGUCUCUUUCCGACUGGUUACUUUAAAAUCCCGAAUUAAACUAAGAUUAAAGUUAACCGACGUUUGGUGCAACCCGGCGGGCCUAAUUCUUGAAACUAGAAAAAAAAAGAGAGGCAAGUUAAACCGAAAUCAAAGUCGAUCUCCACGGUAAUGAAAAUGGCGACCCGAGUCGCGUCGCGGAAAAUUUUCACGCACGGAAUGUGCGGAUAUAUAGACAGCUUUACGAUCCUCCAAAAGUUCGCUAUUCGCGGCGACUCGCGCGAGUCCCGUGUACGCUCGCGUUUUUCCUCGCCGGCGCCGCGCGAGCCUUUUCGGUUGCGGUCGGCGAUGAUGGAUAAUGCAUCGGCGUCGCGUAUCGGAAUACACGCACGCAAAAUGUCAAAUGUCGCGCGAGAGUUUUUACUCCCGUAGCCAAUCUCUAUAUUAUAAUUAUCGUACGACCACCUCAAUUAGUAUAACGAUUUUAGCGGUAAUUAUAUCGCCGCGCCGUGGCGUCGAGGCCACAAAGGUCUCGUCUAAACAAAUGCACAAUUAGCUUAUAAAUAACUCGCCCUCCUUGCGUCAUUUGUCGUCGAUUCUCGUCGCAAUUCCAUAAAUAUACGCGCGAGCGACUUCACCGACCGGGAGAGAGAGCGCCUUUCUCGCCGACGAUCGACGCUCGUGCUAGAUGCCGUACCUUCCACCGUGCCGUCGACGGCAAUAAAAAUUUAUCGCCCGCGCUUGCGAGAGAGGACUGUUUGUUAUUGUUCGUUGCACCAAGGAGGCGAUCAGAUCGAGAAGUGGUUCCCGGUGUCCCUGGAUCGGCAGGUUGGAUGUAUACCGAGAGAAAAAAAAGAGGCAUCGUCGAGCAUGUAGCACGCGGAGCUCAUCUAGUUUAACCUAUAAAGCGAGGCGAGGUGAUGCGAGCGAACCACAAUAAUGAGAGAAGAGUUGAAAACGUUCUGAGUCGCGUGAGGCUUCGCGAGGGGACCUGAAGAGCUCUCUCUCUGGAGAAGCGAGCGACAGCCAUGAACGACUUGACGCUGUGUCCCGGUCUGUACUGCGGCAGGGAGCUGCUGCCGAGCGGCAACUGGAGCGACUGCGGCGCCUGCCCGCGCGGCUUCCGGGCCAACGGUACGGUAUGCGAGCCCUGCAUGGACGCGCCCAUGUUCUACGACUGGCUCUACCUGGGUUUCAUGGCCCUGGUGGCCCUCGUGCUGCACUGGUUCUGCAUCGACAUGGUCGCCAUGCGUCGCAACAUACCCAAGGAGGUGAUCGCCCUCCACCUGUCCGCGUUGUUCGAGGUGGUCCUGGCGUCCCUCAUAGUCCUGCAGCUGACGGAUCCCAUCGGCACGUUCAACAUAAAGUCGUGCAAGGCGAAAAAGCUGUCGGACUGGUACACCCUGCUGCAUAACCCGAAUCCCAAUUACGAAGCGACCUUGCACUGCACGCAGGAGGCGGUUUAUCCGUUGUACACUAUGGUCUUCGUCUUCUAUGCGCUGGGAAUAGUCCUCAUGUUACUGAUAAGGCCAUUGAUAGCCAGGAAAUUUUUGCCGAAACAAGGCAAGUUCUCUAUCUACGCGGCAUUGUACUUCUACCCGAUCCUCGCAUUGCUCCACGCCGUGGGAGGAGGCCUGAUAUAUUACUCUUUCCCUUAUAUCACGAUUGUUCUGUCGGUGCUCUCGAACGCGGCGCAUUUCGCGUUCAAACUGAACCAGACGGUGAAGUCGCUGCUGCUGAGCUCCGUCUCGGAUGUAAAAAACGUAAUAGUAAUUUUGGGUCACUGGCUGCUGCACGGAUACGGCGUGAUAGCAGUUGCGACUCUUCGCGAAAUCAGCAUUCAUCCCGCGAUGCUGGCCCUGGUUGUGCUACCCGCCCUGUUUUACAUCAUAACGGCCAGAUUCACCGAUCCGCACAAGCUCCACAUCGAAUGAGUCUUCCAAGCAGAUCUCGUGUACAUACUGUCUGCCGCACAUCUAAGACGGAUAUUUAUAGUAAAAUUUUAUAUUCAAGAUCGUCUCAAGAUCAUCUUUAGAUACUCCACAGCCAAUAAAACGUUCCCCAUACAGUAUCUUUAUAUAAAUUUAAAACGGUCUUGAACAUAAGAUCCGACUAUGAAUACCGGCCUAAGAUUGCGGCACGUUUAGGCUGUGUAUUUAUUAUGUAACGAAAGCACGAUCUUGCGCACAUGCGCGUGAGAGCAUCGCGGGAUUCUUUUAAUAAAGAUUUUCUUCCAACAGUCGUUGUAAUUUUCGAGCAACAACGUAGGCGUCCACCUAAGAAGAAAUUACAAAUCCUCGUGUCUGAUGCUCGCUACGUACGAAUAUAUUUUCAGUACGGAUAUUGAGAUACACUUUUUUUUACUGCACACUGUUAUACAUAGGUAUAUGUAAUUCCAAUGGAACAUUUUUCACACACUAUAUUUGGUUUCAAUACAUGAUCAAGUCAAACAAGCGUCUGCGAAAAUCUAAAUAAUUUCGCAUUUUAAGGGCCUCGAGAUUCUAUCUACAUUCUGUCAAAUAAAUACUGGGAAUUGUUCGUUUAAAAAGCCCGCGUAAAAGGUGUGAAAAAGAAUUAUUCGCUGUAAGUUGGUGCCAAUGUACCUAAUUGUCACGUAAAGUUUUGGCGCCAUUUGUCAAUCAGUUUGUUUAUAGCUAUUGGUUUUGUUACUCGACCUCAAGUAUAUGGGAUGACGUGUAGCUCAGCGCCAACACGAGUGAUCAGUAAUAGCAGGAUCCUCGGUUCGUUCCCGACCAUCGUCC